AUGUCUACUCAAUAUAGGGGCGUCUGGCACCACAGCUCCAGCUUGAUGAGAAUAACCAGCGUACUUUGGUGUCUCCACGCGGGACUCGUCCUCGCCACAGUGCCUGGAUCGCCAUCCCCAGCCUACCAUAACGAGAUCCCCAUUCUUCCGCCCCAGAUUCCUCAAGGAGAUGGAUUUGGCUCUAUAGCAAGAAAGCAUGAAUUUACGCUCCGUCAUAUUUAUCACCGCGGGACGUACGACCAACCGGACCUCCAUUUGAGGCUAGAUGUGACGCCGGACACCAAACUAUCAAUCUUAACCGAAGAUGAAUAUUUACCUCAGCCCGUUGAUGAACCACAAAUUUCUCUGACUGCCAUGUCGGAUGCCGUGGCUGUUCAUAGGCUGGCAGACCGCCGGCCGUCUGUAAUCGAGGGUUAUCUGGCUCAUGCAAGAUCGUCCGGCACUGCGGCAAUCUUAUCGGAUGAUGCGUGGGUCAUGGAGGACAUUGAGGGUCCUGAUGUUACCGAUAAAGAGACUGUCUUGACAUUUGCGAGAAUGACGGCAAAUGAUUACAUCGAAGAACCGGGCACUGGGGAUUGGAAUGAGAUUAGUGGCAGGUUCAAUUGGUCAGCGAGUUUUGGCUGGCAGCGUGAUGGGCUUAGAGGCCAUAUAUAUGCUGAUGAGGCCAACAGCACCAUCAUCAUAUCUUUAAAGGGGACUUCUCCUGCGUUGUUUGAUGGAGCUGAGACGACCACCAACGACAAGGAGAAUGACAACCUGUAUUUCUCUUGUUGCUGCGGUCAAGGGGCCUCCUACCUUUCGCGUCAAGUAUGCGAUUGCUCAACAGACGUAUUCACCGCUAAUUUGACUUGCAUCGUUGAAGCUAUGCAAAGUGAAAAUCGAUAUUAUGGUGCUGCGAUUGAUCUGUAUACCAAUGCCACACAGUUAUAUCCAAAUGCGAACGUUUGGCUUGCCGGCCAUUCUCUUGGGGGUGCCAUGAGUGCACUACUUGGUCUCACAUUUGGUCUCCCAACUGUUGCGAUUGAUGCAAUACCGGACGCGCUGCCUGCGGCCAGACUUGGAUUGCCCACACCGCCUGGCUACGAUCCGUUGCUGCCCCAAAAACGGAGAGAUACUGCUAUCUACCAUAUUGGCCAUACAGCAGACCCUAUAUACAUGGGCUCUUGCAAUGGUGCAGGUGCUACCUGUACUUGGGCUGGGUACGCUUUAGAAUCUGCGUGUCACAAUGGGAAGAUGUGCGUAUACGAUACAGUCGAAGACAAAGGCUGGCGAGUGGGAAUAGGUACACAUCGAAUAAAAAAUGUGAUUUCUGAUGUUUUGGAGGUCUACGAUGCCGUUCCACCUUGCGUGCCAGAAGAGGAGUGUUACGAUUGCCAGCUGUGGAAAUUCUACAAGAGCAAUGGCUCUGAAAUUACGACCACAACGACCACAACCAAGACUACUUCAACAUCUACAUCAUUAACCAGGACAUCGACUUGUCAGACUCCAGGAUGGUGGGGUUGCUUGGAUAAGACGACAUCGACGACUUCUUCUAGCACGACUUCCACUAGCAGCAGCCUGACAACAACCACAACCACCUGUAAAACUCCAGGUUGGUUUGGCUGCAAAGAUCCUACAACCACGACUACUACUACAAGCCUUCAUCCUUCUCCAACAGCUACAACGGCCACUUCUACAUCAACAUGUCAUGAUCGCGGCUGGUUUGGCUGCCGGGAUCCUACCACCACCCAGAGUCCAAGCUCAGCAUCUGUUCCGCUGCCAUAUGAGGACAAUCCAGCUACUGCCGCAGAACAUCUAGUCACUGCAGCUCCAGUACUAUAG
Talaromyces atroroseus is the source of this 1821-nucleotide messenger RNA. Its product is annotated as putative lipase atg15. Lineage: Eukaryota; Fungi; Ascomycota; Eurotiomycetes; Eurotiales; Trichocomaceae. The record is from RefSeq and is a predicted model, not a curated record. Gene Ontology annotation, biological process: multivesicular body membrane disassembly; neutral lipid catabolic process; piecemeal microautophagy of the nucleus. The transcript is spliced from 2 exons. Gene Ontology annotation, molecular function: glycerophospholipase activity. The coding region runs from base 1 to 1821 and encodes 606 amino acids.